AUGGCUAGUCAUCAUGAGCCGCUCAGGGCUUUAGCCCCCAUCAAUUGGCACGACGUGCCGCAGGAUACAUUCAAGACGUUCCUAAACGACACCUUUAAAGAAGCUCAAAUCGUCAUAGACUCCAUCCCGUCCUCUGCUACCGCCCCCGUGAAACCGCCCCCUACAGGACGAGCUCGAGCACAAACCGAUUCAGCUCUGGUAUACACAGACGUGCAAAGGUCUCUAUCAUUGCAUCAGUCCCCCGCUGCCGCCGCUACAUCUGCCCAGCUACGAAAGGACUGGAAAGAGGUCAAAACGAACCCCAAGGAUAAUCCUCUGGCCAUCAAUGUCUACAAGCUGCCAGGAAAAGAUGGCAAGGGCGCGUGGUUUGCUAGGCGCAGUGUCCACGAGGGCUUGUCAUUUGAGCAGUGGAAAGCUGGGCUCGAGAGAGAGUUUGCAGAGUCCAUGAAGGUGCAGGGAUCGCCGGGCAGCGGCAACAUUCGCGGCAUUGGAGCCGAUAGGAAUGUUGAGCAUCAUGUCGUUGACGAUGCGGGGCACGUUGAUGUCUUUCAACUUUCGGCACAGUUCCCCGGACCUACGGCCCCGCGAGACUUCAUCACACUUCUACUCACGUCCGACUUUUCCCAUCUCAAGUCUGAUCAGCCGCAGCAACUACCUUUGCGACAGUACAUGGUGGUGUCGAAGCCUUGCGUUCACCCCGAAUGUCCCCCUCGCCAGGGCAUAAUUCGAGGACAGUACGAGUCGGUAGAAAUCAUUCGAGAGAUACCCAUUGACAGUGAAACCUCCACAAACAAAAGAUCCCUCUCUUCUGCGGAUUUAUUGGCGGACGAGGGCCGCAAGUCCAUCUCGGCCAAUCGAUCCGGCGACGACCCUGAUACCCCUCGAGCUAUUGAGUGGUUGAUGGUAACUAGGAGUGAUCCGGGUGGUAGCGUUCCGCGUUUCCUCAUCGAGAAGGGAACACCUCCGGGCAUCAUUGGUGAUGCUGGAAAGUUUCUAGACUGGGUUGCGUCGACAACUUCCAAGGUCGGAACUUUUCGCUCUCUGGAAGACAAGCAAAAACCGAGUGCGGACAACAAGAGCAAUACCAAUGGCAGCGCAAAUCGAAAUAUCCCUUCCGUCACAAUCAACGACAAAGCCCCGGCCUCACAAAACGAAUCAUUCGACCAACAACAGGACAGCCAAUAUCCCGAAUCAGGAUAUAGCGAUUGGAUACCGAGCAGCACUGGCUUGUAUGGCAUCAUUACCGGAGCCUUCGGCGUGGCAGGCUCCAUUGCCAGCGGCCUACGUUCACAGUUCAGCAACCCCCUCAGCUUCAACAGCAGCCAGGACAGCUUAGCAGACAGUCAGCCCAUACCAGAAGAACAUGACGAUAACGCAUCACAGAGCGACGCAUCAUCUAUCCGCAGCUUCACGUCAGCCCUGGAGAAGUAUCGGACCGGCGAACGACAAGCCGAUAGCAUAACAGGCAGCAAUUCCGAGGAGUCCAGGUCACUGCGCCCUCAACCAGCGGAAAAAGAUCUCCAGAAACUGGUCGACCGACGCCAAAAGCUGGAAAGGAGCUUCACCGAAUUCCAGGAGCGCAUGGCCACAAGACGUGUGGGCGACAAGGAGAAGGACGCCGCGUCGCAAGCUAAAUUGCGGGAGAAGCACGAAAAGGAAAUGGCCAAGCAAGAAGCCAAAUAUAAGCGCGAGAUGCGAAAACUCGAGGAGAAGCGUGAGCAAGAGGAGCGCAAAGCAGAAGCACGGAGGAAGAAGGCUGCUGAGAGGCAAGAAAAGUCUAGUCUGACGUUGGAGCUGGAAAAGGUCAGGGCAGAGAGGGACGUGGCCCUGAAGCAGAUGGAGUUGCUGCGCAGUCAAGUUGGUGAAUUGCAAGCGCAGAAUACGAUGCUUGUCGCCAAGUUGGGGCGGAUGGGGGCGUUGAACAGGGAGGAUUCGUCGUCUUCCAAGACGAACUCUAUCAGGUCUGUAAAGUCUUGA
Molecule: messenger RNA, 1977 nt
Organism: Pochonia chlamydosporia 170
Lineage: Eukaryota; Fungi; Ascomycota; Sordariomycetes; Hypocreales; Clavicipitaceae
Product: START-like domain-containing protein
Exons: 2
Coding region: 1-1977 (658 amino acids)
Source: RefSeq, a predicted model, not a curated record